AUGUCGCGAAGUUUCUUGGUGGACUCGUUGAUUGGCAAUAACUCGCCGCCUGCUUACCCGUUGCCAUAUUACGGGAAUCAAUUGCCGAGCUAUAUGUUCAACUUCUUCAAUUUGGGACUGGGUUAUCAGCCAAUCAGGCCGGUACCAAGACCGCCGGCCAUGCCUGUUCCGGUUCCAAUUAGUCCACCCGCUUUGCGAAGCUUACCUCUACCUGGACAGAGUCCUCCGUCGCCUUUGAACACCUCCGCUAGCAGACUAUCGGACGUUUCAGCGCCGAGCGAAUCACCGUCGCGUAACAGCACCCCGACACCACCCCCGAAGUCGCCAAAUUCCAACAACAGCUCGAAACGGAUUCGAACCGCGUUCACGAGCACUCAAUUGUUGGAAUUGGAACGGGAAUUCGCCUCCAACAUGUACCUAUCGCGUCUCCGUCGAAUCGAGAUCGCCACGAAUCUGAGAUUGUCCGAGAAACAGGUGAAGAUUUGGUUCCAAAAUCGCAGGGUGAAAUACAAAAAGGAGGAUCUACCCGCGGGACAGAAUCAGAAGUGUUGCUGCUUGAGGACGUGCGGCAAGAAGAAGGAUGGUUGCGUGGACGAUUCGUCGAGCAGAAAAUGCGACCAGGAGGAGGAGAGAUCGACGAAGAAGGAGAAAAUGGAAGCGAUCGAGAAGGCGGUUGAUACGAUCAACCGGGAAGAAUCGUCAAAUACCGUGGCGGAUCGUUUCGAACGAUCGAUGCGACCGUUUCCGACGAUCGACGAAUCGCAGUUGCAUCGGGUAACGGAGGAGAAAUUAAAUCUUCCUAGGGUCAGCAGCACGAUGGUCGAGCGACCCGGUUACGACAUGGAUCGGCACAAUUUGUCCCAAGCAUCGAAGCGAACUAUCGGCGAAACGUUUGAGGAAACGGACGAUAAGAAGAGACGAAUCGACGGCUCGUCCUUUUGUCAGGACACUGGCAUCAGUCCUGUUUUCAGGAGCAUAGGAUGUACAAAACACACCGUAGAAAGAAUUGUCAAUUCGUAG
Osmia bicornis bicornis is the source of this 1020-nucleotide messenger RNA. Its product is annotated as GS homeobox 1-like. The record is from RefSeq and is a predicted model, not a curated record. Gene Ontology annotation, biological process: regulation of transcription by RNA polymerase II. Lineage: Eukaryota; Metazoa; Arthropoda; Insecta; Hymenoptera; Megachilidae. The coding region runs from base 1 to 1020 and encodes 339 amino acids. Gene Ontology annotation, molecular function: DNA-binding transcription factor activity, RNA polymerase II-specific; RNA polymerase II cis-regulatory region sequence-specific DNA binding. The transcript is spliced from 2 exons. Gene Ontology annotation, cellular component: nucleus.